AUGGCUUCUGAAAAGAACAUAGCAGAAUACGACCAUAACGAAACAGCAAGUAACAAUGGCAAUUUGGGCAAUGCUUGUCUUAGUUCAGGAGAAUAUCAGAAAGCCAUUGACCAUUACAAAACAGGUUUAGAAAUAAGCACUGCUAUUGGCGAUCGGUCAGGAAUAGCAAGUAACAAUGGCAAUUUGGGCAAUGCCUAUCUUAGUUUAGGAGAAUAUCAGAAAGCCAUUGACCAUUACGAAACAGGUUUAGAAAUAAGCACUGCUAUUGGCAAUCGGUCAGGAAUAGCACGUAACAAUGGCAAUUUGGGCAAUGCCUAUCGACGUUUAGGACAAUAUCAGAAAGCCAUUGACCAUUACAAAACAGGUUUAGAAAUAAGCACUGCUAUUGGCGAUCGGUCAGGAAUAGCAAGUAAGAAUUGCAAUUUGGGCAAUGCCUAUCGAUGUUUAGGAGAAUAUCAGAAAGCCAUUGCCCAUUACAAAACAGGUUUAGAGAUAAGCACUGCUAUUGGUAAUCGGUCAGGAAUAGCAAGUAACAAUGGCAAUUUGGGCAAUGCCUAUCUUAGUUUAGGAGAAUAUCAGAAAGCCAUUGACCAUCUCAAAACAGGUUUAGAAAUAAGCACAGCUAUUGGCGAUCGGUCAGGGAUAGCAAGUAACAAUGGCAAUUUGGGAAAUGCCUAUCGAUGUUUAGGAGAAUAUCAGAAAGCCAUUGACCAUUGCAAAACAGGUUUAGAAAUAAGCACUGCUAUUGGUGAUCGGUCAGGAAUAGCAAGUUUAAAUGGCAAUUUGGGCAAUGCCUAUCUUAGUUUAGGAGAAUAUCAGAAAGCCAUUGACCAUUUCAAAACAGGUUUAGAAAUAAGCACUGCUAUUGGCGAUCGGUCAGGAAUAGCAAGUAACAAUGGCAAUUUGGGCAAUGCCUAUCGAUAUUUAGGAGAAUAUCAGAAAGCCAUUGACCAUUACGAAACAGGUUUAGAAAUAAGCACUGCUAUUGGCGAUCGGUCAGGAAUAGCAAGUAACAGUGGCAAUUUGGGCAAUGCCUAUCGACGUUUGGGAGAAUAUCAGAAAGCCAUUGACCAUUACAAAACAGGUUUAGAAAUAAGCACUGCUAUUGGCGAUCGGUCAGGAAUAGCAAGUAACAAUGGCAAUUUGGGCAAUGUCUAUCUUAGUUUAGGAGAAUAUCAGAAAGCCAUUGACCAUUACAAAACAAGUUUAGAAGUAAGCACUGCUAUUGGCGAUCGGUCAGGAAUAGCAAGUAACAAUGGCAAUUUGGGCAAUGUCUAUCUUAGUUUAGGAGAAUAUCAGAAAGGCAUUGACCAUUACAAAACAGGUUUAGAAAUAAGCACUGCUAUUGGCGAUCGGUCAGGAAUAGCAAAUAAGAAUGGCAAUUUGGGCAAUGCCUAUCUUAAUUUAGGAGAAUAUAAGAAAGCCAUUGACCAUUACAAAACAGGUUUAGAAAUAAGCACUGCUAUUGGCGAUCGGUCAGGAAUAGCAAGUAACAAUGGCAAUUUGGGCAAUGCCUAUCGAUGUUUAGGAGAAUACCAGAAAGCCAUUGACCAUUACAAAACAGGUUUAGAAAUAAGCACUGCUAUUGGCGAUCGGUCAGGAAUAGCAAGUAACAAUGGCAAUUUGGGCAAUGCCUAUCGACGUUUAGGAGAAUAUCAGAAAGCCAUUGACCAUUGCAAAACAGGUUUAGAAAUAAGCACUGCUAUUGGCGAUCGGUCGGGAAUAGCACGUAAGAAUGGCAAUUUGGGCGAUGCCUAUCUUAGUUUAGGAGAAUAUCAGAAAGCCAUUGACCAUUACAAAACAGGUUUAGAAAUAAACACUGCUAUUGGAGAUCGGUCAGGAAUAGCAAGUAACAAUGGCAAUUUGGGCAAUGUCUAUCGACGUUUAGGAGAAUAUCAGAAAGCCAUUGACCAUUACAAAACAGGUUUAGAAAUAAGCACUGCUAUUGGCGAUCGGUCAGGAAUAGCAAGUAAGAAUGGCAAUUUGGGCAAUGCCUAUCUUGAUUUAGGAGAAUAUCAGAAAGCCAUUGACCAUUACAAAACAGGUUUAGAAAUAAGCACUGCUAUUGGCGAUCGGUCAGGAAGAGCAAUUAACCUCAGCAAUUUAGGAAAUGCGCAUCGAUGUCUUGGAGAGUAUGAAGUUGGAACACCACUCUUAGUGAAGUCAAUUAGUUUGUACGAUAGAAUGUUUUUGGAUUUCGUUCCGGAUCAAAAUAAGCUGUCAUUCACGAUACAAUAUUUCGUAUCUCAUAAACGUUUGAUGUGUUGUUUCCUUUCUUUGGAACGCAUUGAAUCCGCAUUAUUAGUCAUUGACCUUGGUAGGGCUAAGGAGCUCCAUUGCUGUGUUGAAAAACAGAAGAAUUCUGUUGGCAAGGACAUGUUCGAUUAUGCACGUGUGAUAUGGAAUAGAAUCGGGUCCAGGGAAGAACGAAGAGAAAUCGAAGAAAUGAAAACAUUUCUCCAUCUAGGAGAAAAUGAUACCUCAGUAUUAGUAUUUGCUUUUGAUUUGGAAGCUUUUCUUAAUGUUUGGGUUUUAAAUGAUGAAGUUAUCUUUCGAAAAUUGGAUGCAUGUUUGGAAACAUUUCAGUUUCUAAUUAUGGAACUUCUUGGGAGGGAAAAUGUUAGUGUUGCUCGGAAUUCUUCGUUUUGCAACUCCGAUUCAGUUGUUGAUACUCACAAUCAAAUGAUUUUUCCAUUUGAAAUGCCGAACGGAAAGGCACUCUCUAAAAAUGCAUUUGAAAAUACUGCUUGCUAUAGUGAUUUGAGUAAUCGAGAAAUUUUGGAAAGAUUGUUCAAACUUUUAGUUGAUCCGGUGAAAGAUCUUGUUAACGGCAAUAAGCUCAUUGUCGUCCCUGACCGGCAAUUGUUUUUUACACCGUUUUCGGCAUUAAUUGAUGAAAAUGGCUCUUAUUUAUCCAACAGUUACAGCGUUCAAAUUACACCUUCAUUGCAUACCCUGAAGUGUACCAUGGAACAAUCCUGUGACUCAAACUUUGGUUUUGCGUUGUUUGUUGGUAAUCCAACUGUUGGAAGAGUUUGUUUAAACGGAAAAGACGUUACACCCUCUGACUUGCCUAAUGCCGCUGAAGAAGUUAAAUGUUUGUCAAAACUUUUCCAAGCUAGGCCUUUUUUAGGACGCGAAGCAAGAAAAGAGGUAGUAUUGCAACAUCUAAGUGUUGCUAGUAUAAUCCAUAUCGCUGCCCAUGGCGAACCAAAUCGAGGUGAAAUAAUGCUUGCGCCAAACUCUUCCCAGGUGCAACCAUGUUUGGCUGUUCCCAUGCCAGAGUCAUAUCUUCUCACACAGCGAGAUAUUCUAAAUAUUUCUGUGCAAGCUCGCUUGGUAGUUCUAUGCUGUUGCCAUACCGGGCAAGGUGAAAUUACUUCGGAAGGUGUCAUAGGUAUAACUCGAGCUUUUCUUGCAGCCGGAGCGCGCUGUGUUCUUGCUACACUAUGGCCGAUUGACGAUAGUGGCACAAAAGAGUUUAUGGAAAAAUUCUACGGCGAACUUUGCCAAGAAACAAGAGUUUGUGAAGCUUUAAGAAGAACAAUGAACCUCUUUCAGACACACGAAAUAGAAAAUUACCGAUCCAGUAGGAUCUGGGGUGCAUUUACUAUCUAUGGAGAAGACGCGAGGUUCCGUAAGAAUGAGAUUAAGCAAAUCAGAGAAAAAUCUC
Molecule: messenger RNA, 3673 nt
Organism: Paramuricea clavata
Lineage: Eukaryota; Metazoa; Cnidaria; Anthozoa; Malacalcyonacea; Plexauridae
Source: the annotation of a GenBank genome assembly